This is a messenger RNA of Cladocopium goreaui, 2767 nucleotides long. The record is from the annotation of a GenBank genome assembly. NCBI's taxonomy places the organism in Eukaryota, Dinophyceae, Suessiales, Symbiodiniaceae.
AUUGGCUGAAGAGAAGAAGGGCCUGCGUCCUGAAGACUCAGAUUUUGGUCUUCCACCAGCUCCUCAGUAUGAUGAAUGGUCAACGUGGGAUCGAGAUGAAGAUUUUCCUGGAGCUGGAUGGUCAUGGCACCGUGAUUAUGAUGCCGUGCCCACCAUGGAGCGUGGAGUCGGAACUUCUCCCAUGGCUGACAGUGGUUCACCUGCAGGAACCUAUAGCCGUAUUCCUCAAGAAUCCCCAGCUGCAAGCCGACGUUCGGCAGGUGUUCAGCCGUCUUUCUUUGAUGAUGACGAGGUCAACGAGCUGACCUUUGCUGACUCCUUUGUGCUAGGUGUUUUGCGAGGAUUCCGAGUUUUGCAGGCUGCUGGAUUGACACCAGAAGAACGACGUGUGAUCUUGUCCUCCACACGUGGUUCCUUGGAGUUUGACCAAGUGACCAAGGCACUUCAAACGCUUUGGGAUGAACAAUUUGCUGGACAACGUGCUCAAGUGCAUCAUUCCAACUUUCAGGAGACCUAUGUGGCCGAGAUGGAUGAGGCUGAUUCCUGGCAGUGGGAAGAUGCACAGUAUGCCGAAGAUUGGAGCUCAUGGCAUGAUCCUUACUGGGAUUGGUCCGAAAGCUAUGUGGCUGAACAACCUGAAGAACCUUCUUCAGCUGACGCUGAGGACCCUGCCAUCAAGGAAGCUCAACAGGCUGAACGCGUUGCGGAGUCACUUGCUUUGGAGGCUCAGCGCACUUGGUCAGAGGCACAACGUGCCACAGCUGCUCUGAGGAAAGAUCGGGGCUUUGGUCAGCAUCCCUCCUUGCCUGGCCAAAAGGGAAAGGGCUGCUGGAUUUGCAAUGGGCCACAUAUGGCCAAGGAUUGCCCUGAUCGACGUCAUCCAAGCAUGAUGAAAGGCAAGUUCAAGGGCAAGCAGUCCUACAUGUCUGAAUAUGACGACAGUGUCCCCUAUUUCCAUGAAGACCUCUACGCUGGUCGCGUGAAGGGCAAGAAAGGUAAGAACAAUCACUGGCUUGAAGCACAGGCUUGGAUGAAAGGGAAGGGUCCACGUCCUUCUCAACAAGGCAAGGGUCAAGCCCUUCGCCCACCAGUGAACUCCUAUCACUCGGAAGUCUUCUUUGGUGGUCUCGAGCUUCUCAGUAGUGCCAAUGAGGUGGAAAAGUUCGACGAGAUUGUGGAGACCACACCAGGCAAGUCCCAGACUCGUCCAUUCGACCAUGCUCGUCGAGUGGGGCCGGACUUGCGGGACCCACGAAUGAAGGCCAAGGCGGGCUACCUCAAGAUGGCCAAGUCCGUCUCUCCGACGGGCUCAUGGGAGCACGUUCACAACAUGGAGGCGGAGAGCUCACUCUCCCGAGAUCUUCAUGCUCAUUUGAACUCCGAGGAGAUGGCACAGUUGAUGGCAACCAUCACUCAGCGCAAGGAGACCCAGAAGGAGAGCGAGGGGACAGUCCGUGAAACCGGCUUCAACUUUGAAGAGAUCUAUGAGCCACACUUUGACACCUUCGAGCUCUACGUCUCCGAAGUCCUCUACGAAACUGAAGAGCUCUAUGUCCAAGAAAUCAUCUAUGAAACUGCCGAGUUCUUCUUCCAAACAAUCUUCGACGUCCAUGAAGAGCUCUUUUCCUCUGACGAGAUCUAUGGCGGCUCGGGUCCUUUUCUUGGCAACUACUCUGAUGAGCUCUAUGGUGUCAUUGGCUUCAGAUCUUUUGCUGGACACCCAGGACACAUUCUUCCUGCUAUGAAGGCGAUGGAGCCUGCGGAAAGUGUGCCCUCUGUCAAGAAUUUUGUGCCAGCUGCAGCAGCAAGUUCACCUUCUUUGCCAUCUAGGUCUAAGACCACUUCCUCUGCGCAGCCUCCUCUUGCAGAAGAUGUUCCUAUAGAUGAGGGUCGAGACUCUGACUAUGAACCAUCAAUAGCUCCUGACCCUGUGAAUGAAUACGACUUGAAGGAACCAGAGCAGAAGAAACCAAAGAGAGAGGACUCCUAUGACCUCAAAUGGUUAGAAGCCCUUGAAGCUGAGGCGGAAAAGGAAAUCACUCAUGAUGAUCUUUUCACGACUCUUGAUAGCUACGAGGGCGAGAACUUUCAACAUGAUCCACUUCUCUAUUUGGUGAAAAAGCUCAACAAUGCAGAGGUGUCUUUGAAGAAUUUGUCUGCGGCAGAUCGUGUUCUUUUUGAGAGAGCAAAAGCCAAGGAAGUGAGCUCUUUUUUGAAACAUGCAGCAGUCCGCCGCUGCUUGAGUGAUGAAGAGGUGAAGAAUGCUUUUGGUAGCGGUCGAAUUUUGAAGUCCAGGUGGGUCUUGACCUGGAAAUCGGUUCCUCCUGAUGAGAAAGAGGAAGCGAUGAAAGAUGCCAUGCAGAAUGACAACACAGUCACAUCAGCCUGUGGAAGCAAGCGUGCGAAAGCUCGUAUUGUCCUUUUGGGUUUUCAGCAUCCUUCUCUUUUAGAUCGCAAUUUCAAAACCAGUGCACCUGUCAUUUCCUCCAUGGGCAAGAACAUGAUGUACAUGGUUGCGACUUUGUAUCAAUGGCAUUUAGAAGGGUUGGAUUUAGCUACGGCAUUUGUGCAAACCAUGCCAACUGCUGCUGAUGAUCAACUUUACACAUUUGGAGUGCCAGAGCUUUGCAAGGCUUUGGGUGUCCCUGAAGGUUCUGCUCUUAGAAUUCUUCGCAACAUCUAUGGCUCUACAACUGCACCGCGAGGCCUGUGGCUUAGCUUGUCUCAGAAACUUGAGUCUCUGGGAGGCAUUCCCACUCUUGGCUAG